Lasiodiplodia theobromae is the source of this 1569-nucleotide messenger RNA. RefSeq names its product Cytochrome p450. The record is from RefSeq and is a predicted model, not a curated record. The coding region runs from base 1 to 1569 and encodes 522 amino acids. Lineage: Eukaryota; Fungi; Ascomycota; Dothideomycetes; Botryosphaeriales; Botryosphaeriaceae. Gene Ontology annotation, molecular function: iron ion binding; oxidoreductase activity, acting on paired donors, with incorporation or reduction of molecular oxygen; monooxygenase activity. The transcript is spliced from 5 exons.
AUGUUCUCCCUUGCAGUGUUUUCUGUCUUGUUCGUUGUUCUUCUGGCGGUGAAGUUUACUGCAUCGUAUUUCAAUCGCCCGAAGGGAACCCGUUGGCUACCAGGUCCAAAAGGAAUCCCGUUUGUCGGACGUGUUUGGGACAUUCCACGCACCCACAGCUACAAACAGUUUAAGAAAUGGUCUGAUAAGUUUGGAAACAUCUAUCAAAUCAACAUCUUCGGAGUCAACCAUGUCUGGAUUGCCUCGGACAAAAUCGCAAACGACCUCUUGGUGAAGAGGAGCCAGAUCUUCUCCGACAGGCCUCCCAUAAACAACCUCGAAGAUAGCAAGGAAGCACCUGAGUAUCUUCCUCUUCUAGGAUACAAUGAUGUGUGGCGCCGCCAAAGGAGAUUUGUCCAUGGCAUGAUGUCUGCGUCUGCCGCCCAGCGUCACCAGGACCUGCCGUACCUCGAGUGCAAGCAGUACCUGGUCCAGUUGCUCCAAAACCCCCAGGACCUCGAGCAUCUCUCCGAAACAUUCACCGGUCGCGUGAUUUCACGGCUGGCCUUCGGACACGUGCGCUUUGCUUCCGACAUCACGGAGCACUCGCACGCCCUCCUUGGAGCCAUCUCGCCAGCUGCAAACCUCACCAACAUCAUCCCCCAGCUUCGACUCCUCCCAGCCUGGCUGUCGCCCUGGAAGCGCGCGGAGAAGGCUCGCCACGAGCGCGAACGCGCCUUCUUCGUCGACAUGCGCGAGCAGGUCGCACAGGCCGUCGCCUCCGGCGACACGACGCCGUCAUACAUGCGCAUGUUUUUCGAGAACAAGGAAAAGAGCGGCAUGGACGAUCUCGAAGGCGCCUACACAGUGGGCAUGGUCGGGCUGGCUGGCAUCCUGACAACGGCGUCUGCCCUCAUGACGUACGUGCUGGCCAUGUGCUUGUAUCCUGAGUGGCAGACCAAGGUGCAGGAGGAGAUCGACCGUGUCUGCGGCGACCGGAUGCCAAAGCCGUCGGACGCCCCUGACCUUCCCGUGCUCCGCGCCGUCAUUAAGGAGUGCAUGCGUUGGAGGCCAGUGACGCCGAGCAGCAUUCCGCAUGAAUCUCAGAUGGACUUCAUCUACGAAGACUUCUUCAUCCCCAAGGGAACGCAUGUUCAUCCAAGCCAAUGGGCCAUCACCCGCGACGAGAGCGUCUACCCCGAUCCGGAACGCUUCAACCCAGAGCGCUGGCUGCUUCCCAGCUACCCGUCCUACCAAGAGCCGUUGACCAAGUUUCCUACAAUUCAAAACUUCACCACCUUUGGCUACGGCCGCCGCAUCUGCAUGGGCAUGGAUCUGGUCGAGCAGGAGUUCCUUGUCGGCAUGGGCGGAAUGGCCUGGGCCUUUGACAUUGCCAAGAAGCGUGAUCCUGCCACUGGCCGCCCAAUCCACAUUCCUGCUCACGACUACACCAGCCUGCUGAUUAGCCGACCCCGCCCCUUUCAAUUCACCCUCAAGGCCCGGACUCAGGAAAGGGAAGCUGGCAUCUGGCGCCAAUAUGAGGAAGCAGUCGAAGCGGGCCAUAUCGCCGGUAUCGAGUCGGGUUUCUAG